ACGCCCGCAAGGGUUUCUCGCCUCGCGCCCCUACACUUUGAGAGCUCUUCUCAAAGCUACGAUCAGAGCUUCUGCUCAAUCCUCUACUCCAUAACUUUUCUCCUCACACACAGAGAGAGAGAGAGAGAGAGAGAGAGAGAGAGAGAGAGAGGAGAGGAGAGAUGGGGAGCGGGAAGAGAAGCGAUUACUCGCCGGAGGAGAUACCGAGCUUCGCUCAGAUUCCGACGAGUUUCGGCCACGAGCUCCGGGCUUGCCUUCGCUGCCGUCUCGUCAAGACCUACGAUCAGUUCAGAGAGUCAGGCUGUGAAAACUGCCCCUUUUUGGAGAUGGACAAGGAGCAUGACAAUGUCGUAAACUGCACCACUCCCAAUUUUACCGGGAUAAUUUCAGUCAUGGAUCCAAGUAGAAGCUGGGCUGCUCGCUGGUUGAGAAUUGGAAGGUUUAUCCCUGGGUGUUACACUCUGGCGGUCUCAGAGGAGCUUCCAGAAGAAUACCAGACUGUUUGUGCUGAUAACAACGUGCAGUAUGUGCCUCCGAAGCGUGCUUAGCUGGUCACAUGCCUGUCUCUCGCAGCAUGGAUGUUAAUCUACUUUCUACUUUGAGCCUUUCGUUGGAUGGUAUCUAAUUUUGUCCCACAACUUUUUGGGUUUUUGGAAUUAGGAUUUCCAAGCUAUUCAGAUGUGGCACCAAACAAGACUGGAUGAUGUAUCCAAUCUUACAUUACUUCACUCAAACAACUAUCUAAUGGCUUUUAAGAUGCUUCAAUUUUAAUGCAGAAGCAUAGUGUAGCUAUCAACUUGCUGCCUCAGGAUUUAAUAGUAUCACUUUUUAGAAAUAGUCUGAAUGUUGGAAGUAUCCGUACCUGUAAAUUCAACUGUAAUUGACUACUCUUUUUUUUUCAAUUGCAUUAUCGACCUAUUAGUUGUUUGCA
This is a messenger RNA of Phoenix dactylifera (date palm), 931 nucleotides long. RefSeq names its product transcription elongation factor SPT4 homolog 2-like. Gene Ontology annotation, molecular function: zinc ion binding; RNA polymerase II complex binding. Gene Ontology annotation, cellular component: nucleus; DSIF complex. NCBI's taxonomy places the organism in Eukaryota, Viridiplantae, Streptophyta, Magnoliopsida, Arecales, Arecaceae. Gene Ontology annotation, biological process: transcription elongation-coupled chromatin remodeling; transcription elongation by RNA polymerase II; regulation of DNA-templated transcription. The record is from RefSeq and is a predicted model, not a curated record.